AUGGGCACCUCCAGCAUCUUCCUGUGCAUCCUGUUCCUCUGUGGGGCACUGGGUCUCACCACGCCCCCGCCCCCUGCGCGGGGUCGGCUCCGCUGUUACACCUGCGGCUUUGCCAAACCCUGCUACCCUGUUCCCACCGAGUGUCAGGACGACGAAGCUUGUGGCAUCAGCACUGGCACCUCAGAGCAGAAUGAGAUCAUCGAACGGAAAGGCUGCCUCCCACGGGCCCAGUGCCCUCUGCAGGGCCGUGCCACCUACUGGUCGCGCUCCUAUGCUCUGCGGCACCACUGCUGUGAGCAGGACCUGUGCAACACAGCCCCCACGCUGCGGCCGCUCCCCAGCCCCCUCCUCACCGCCCUGCUCCUCCUCGGGGCCAGCUUCACCUGGGGAGGCCCCCUCCUCCGCUGGCUUCAAGCUGGUCUGCAGCCUUCAACCCAGGGCUCUGCCCCCAUCAUCACCGCCCUCCAGACACCUGCAUCUGAGAUAUGCCCAAGAACCUGA
Molecule: messenger RNA, 501 nt
Organism: Odobenus rosmarus divergens (Pacific walrus)
Lineage: Eukaryota; Metazoa; Chordata; Mammalia; Carnivora; Odobenidae
Product: sperm acrosome membrane-associated protein 4-like
Exons: 3
Coding region: 1-501 (166 amino acids)
Biological process (GO): desensitization of G protein-coupled receptor signaling pathway; acetylcholine receptor signaling pathway
Cellular component (GO): plasma membrane
Molecular function (GO): acetylcholine receptor activator activity; transmembrane receptor protein serine/threonine kinase activity; acetylcholine receptor binding
Source: RefSeq, a predicted model, not a curated record